AUGGCCCUUCUUCUCACGCCCAGGGACCGGUACGCCGACGAGGCCAAGGCCCCUCAAGCCUGCGCUAGCUGUAGAAAAAUGAAGAGGAAAUGCGACAAGUCCCGUCCUGCAUGUGGGCUCUGUGUCCGCAUGGAGCGCCGGUGCGAUUACGCCGAGUCGUCGCCGCAUCCUGCGCCGACCGCUGACGACUUCGCCGCCCUGCAGCUGAAACUGCUAGAGCUUGAGAGCCGGCUGAACCAGGCCGGCGGCACUCCCAGCGCUUCCGCCACGAAUGCGGCUGUAGGUGCGACUGGCCCCGAGGACCGAUACAGUCUUGAUCCAGGGUCGGGCCCGGCCUCGGGGUCCGGCGGUCGUGACAGCAGCAUGGAAGACACGCCUAACACCGCGGCGACGUACGCGCCGCCGCAUCGCUCUGGGAUCAAGCGCCCGCGGCGCAAGCAACUAGGCGACGGUGCCGCAGUGCAGCAGACCGUCAACGCCUACUUCUCCAAGACACACGCCUGGCUCCCCAUCGUCUCCAAGAAGCGUAUGCACAUGGGAACCGCCUUGGCCCAGGGCGGUCCGGACCUGGCCAUGCUCUUCCUGGCCAUGAAACUUAUGAACACCCGCCCCGUUCCCGGCGUCGCCACCGCGCACCUCGCCGUCUACCGCGCCGCGAAGCGCUUCCUGUCGCAGCUGGAGAACGGCGGCGCGACAUCGCUGAUGGUCCUGCAGUCCAUGGUCCUCGUUGCGUACUUCGAGUACGCGCAUGCGGUGUACCCGGCCGCUUGGGUCUCCGUUGCGUCCUGUGUGCGGUAUGCCGAUUUUCUCGGGCUGCCGGGGUUCCAUGACGGCAACGUCUUGUUGAAAUCGCCGACGACGUGGACGGAGAUGGAAGAGCGGAAAAGGACCUGGUGGGGGAUCCUCGCCCUCGACCGCAUCAUCUGCCUCGGCAACAAGAAGCGCUAUCUCUCACCCGAGCCGCAAGACAACGAGACCUUCCCCGUAGACGACGAGGCCUGGGUACCUUCUCCCAUUCUUCAUCUCCUCCCUUCCACACGUAACUCCGAGGAGAAAGGCUGA
This is a messenger RNA of Colletotrichum spaethianum, 1062 nucleotides long. Its product is annotated as sorbitol dehydrogenase. The record is from RefSeq and is a predicted model, not a curated record. Gene Ontology annotation, biological process: regulation of DNA-templated transcription; DNA-templated transcription. Gene Ontology annotation, cellular component: nucleus. Lineage: Eukaryota; Fungi; Ascomycota; Sordariomycetes; Glomerellales; Glomerellaceae. Bases 1 to 1062 code for a protein of 353 amino acids. The transcript has 3 exons. Gene Ontology annotation, molecular function: zinc ion binding; DNA binding; DNA-binding transcription factor activity, RNA polymerase II-specific.